Seminavis robusta is the source of this 1587-nucleotide messenger RNA. The record is from the annotation of a GenBank genome assembly. NCBI's taxonomy places the organism in Eukaryota, Bacillariophyta, Bacillariophyceae, Naviculales, Naviculaceae.
CAUAUCGACAUAUCGACUGAAGAGCUACUAGCUAGCUAGCUAGUACUGAAGACUUCAGGUUUCAGGAGAAGCGAAUCAAGAGACGACCAAAAGAACACUCCCAAGGUGGUACCAGGUAUGUACAAGUGUAUUGCUUGUGCCAGUAGAGAGGUUUCAUCACCAUGACGGAGCCUGCUAAUAGCGCCCACAACCCAAGCGAUACUGUUCAAGGAUCGCAGCAAGUAUCCGUGACUGCCAAGGAAGGAGAACUUUCUGGGAAAAGAUUGUUGGCUGCCUUUUGGAAGGAUGACGAGCUCAAUGACAUCACAUUCAAGAGCAACGAUGGAGUUCUGGUCAAGGCCAAUCGCUUUGUUUUCGCUGCCAAAAGUGAUGUAUUCCGUCGGAUGCUCUUGGGUCAGUUUUCUGAAUCCAAGAGUCCUGUCAUUAAUCUGGACUAUGAGGGAACUGUUGCGGAGGCGUUGGUCGAAUAUGUCUACACCGAUUCUGCUGAGGUACUCAGGGUAUCCCAGAAGCGACAACGAGAAGAGGACACAGAGCAGGAGCACCAUUCUACAAGACAAAUUCAGCUCUUGGUUUCUCUCAUGGAGUGUGGAAAUUUCUACAACCUGCUUACUCUUUGCGAAAAGGCACUAGAAUGCGUGGCCAAGAUUUUGAAAGAAUACCCAAAGCUGUCCUUUGUCCUCUUGCAAUCUUGUUUUCAAAGACAAGGACUCCCCAAAGAGCUCAAGUUGAUGGCUGAAAAAGGCGUCCGCAAAGACAUUGCUGGAGCCACAAUUGGUACCAAAGAUGUCGCCUGUUUGAGUCCGUCUGUGUUGGAAGCAAUCUUAAAGAUCGGCAACUACGAAUGAAUGAGCUGGAGGUCUUUAGCAUUCUAAUGGAGUGGGUGAAUGCAGCAUCAACAGCUACUGCUGUAGAAUUGGAUCCAGUCGCCUUGGAAGAACGCCAGACUGUUGCUCAACAGCUGGUCAAACAUGUUCGAUUGGAGAAAAUUCAUCCCAAUGAUUUGUCGAAGACAGUCCGGCCAUCAGGUCUUGUGCCCAGGGACAUGUUUGGAUGUCUAUGAAAAGCAAUUGACAGCAGAGAAAGCUGACCAUGUUUAUCAAAUGCCACGCUACAGUCCAUGGGUCAGCCAAUUCUCUCCCAAGUGGAAUCAUUCCACACAGUAUCAAGGUGGAGGGAACAAAACGUUUUGAUGGGAUAUACCAGAAGGUUGGCUUCUUUGGAUGGGGUGCUGAGUAUCGCAAGAAUUUACUAUGCCGUGCAGGAAGAAGGUGGGUUCGGGUAUCUUAUGCCAUCCGCCAAGAAGCUCUAGAUGGAGAGGUUCGAUGGGUCAUGACUUUGUUGAAGGGUGCCAGUGAGCAGAGAGAUCAGCAGUUCGAAAGUUUCUCAGCACCUGUUACAGACAGUGUUCUUCCGCCCACUGACGACUCUUGGACGACCACAGAGUUGCAAGAUGGUGAUGAAAUAUCUCCAAGAGUUUUCUACAGGGCUCCAACCUCUAGCUAGCGAAGUUUUGUUGUUUGGAGUGUCCAACCACGAGGAUGAAAAUCCUCAAUAACUAUCCUCAACGCCAGUGUUAAAAAAAAA